Messenger RNA from Orussus abietinus, 1414 nucleotides. RefSeq names its product HD domain-containing protein 2. Gene Ontology annotation, molecular function: 5'-deoxynucleotidase activity. The transcript is spliced from 4 exons. The record is from RefSeq and is a predicted model, not a curated record. Bases 130 to 708 code for a protein of 192 amino acids. Gene Ontology annotation, cellular component: cytoplasm. Lineage: Eukaryota; Metazoa; Arthropoda; Insecta; Hymenoptera; Orussidae.
AGGCUGCCGUCUGGACUACUGCACGUCCGUGUUUGAUCACAGUGAAAUAUGCUAACUGAACUUUCAUCGGUGACAGAUUGCUGUUAACCGUCAUUGGAUGAUAACGUCUUUGUAGUAGAAUUUUCGAACAUGGAUUUCAAGAAGAUUCACGAAUUCUUAGAACUAAUUGGGCGAUUAAAACAUAUGAAAAGGACAGGUUGGGUUAUACGCAAUAUAAAUGACCCUGAAACUAUAGCAGGACACAUGUAUCGCAUGGCGAUGAUAUCAUUCUUUGUAGACAACACCGAAAACUUAGACAAAACAAAGAUAAUGCAAAUGGCAUUAAUUCAUGACUUAGCAGAAUGUAUUGUUGGUGAUAUUACACCUUACUGUGGCAUUCCUGUAGAAGAUAAACAUAGAAUGGAAGAUGAAGCCAUGGAGAGCAUCUGUAAACUUAUAGGUGACAAGGGACCUGAAAUGCUGGAAAUGUUCAGGGAAUAUGAGAAACAAGAAUCUCCAGAAGCACAGUAUGUCAAGGAUUUGGAUCGAUUAGACUUAAUUAUGCAAGCUUACGAGUAUGAGAAACGAGAUAACACUCCGGGAAAACUGGAGGAAUUUUUUUCAACUAUAAAUGGAACGAUAAAGCAUCCAUUUAUAUCUCAAAUUGUGGAAGAAAUUAAUGUUCAGAGAAAAGCUUUAUUACCCGUUCAAACUAAUGGUAAACAGUAAAACAUUUUUAAUCUGGAGAAAGUGAUAUGUAAGAGAUAAACAAAGCAAAAGGUAAACCAGAAGAAUUUAUAAUCGUGUUAAGCAUAAGAAUUCCUAUGUUUAAGAAUUAACAGGAGAGUACAUUGUCAUGUACAACGUUCUCCAAAUAUUUGUAACGUGUUACCAAAUAACUGAAGUGCAGGUGCUUCAUCUAGUAAGUAAUCCAUGCAGAUUCACGACAAUGCUCGAUUGGUUAGAGUUAUGCGCGCUCUAAUUCUAAUUCGUAUUGUCGUCUUCUUUAUAACCUUGAUAGUUUAUGAAACGCGAUCAGUAAGGUAGUAUCGUAAUUUAAGUAUCCAGAGCAGAUCUUAUGCAGAUGUUUUAAUUAAAAAACAUUUGCAAUGUUUAUUAGUUAUUUAGUGUAGUAUUCUUGAUUGUUGACAAAUUGCACAGGUAUCCUUUGCUUUACACAGUUUAAUAUGUAACCAAUUUAUCAAAGAAAUACCUGUAAGUAAAAAAACUGACAAGAAUGAAAUACUAUGCGUACCUUACCAACUAGAGAUGCAGAGAACAUCUUUAUAAACUAAAAAUUCUAAGUACAAUUUAAACUUUAGUAAGUGCUCACAAAAGCCGUUUUACACAAUUUUGAUUCAUGCUAGAAUUGUACCUUUAUUGUAUUGAUCCGUGAAUGAUUAUAACAAACUAUUAAAUAAUGGAUUCUACGAAA